UUGAAGAGAAAAAAAAAAUUCCAUGGAUAUGCUGGAGAAAUAGAAAGAGCGGGAUCGAUCGGGGCAACGAAAAAGAAGUGCUUGCUUUCUGCAACAAAAGGCAGGCUACUAGGCAAGCAAUGUCUGAGGAGGGCAAAAUGGAAUCAAACGAGAAGGUGGAUUCCUCCGCAUAUACAGCCGAUGGAGAAGUUAUUGAUGUAAAUGUACAGGAUUCAGAGGCAAAAGAUAUUGAACUCCACCACGACAAUGAUGGGUUGGACCAAAGUCUGGUUGAUGAUGAGUUUUCGCCACUUUCCGAAGAACCAUUUUACCAUCAUGUUGUUUCAUUGUCACAUGUUAAUAAACUAUGUCACAUGGUGUUUCCUAGCAGACUGCGGUCUAAUCUUCCUGCUAAAACAGUUCCUGCUGUUGUCACUUGUCGCGGAAAAUCUUGGGAGAUGACGUUCUUGGGAGGCAGCCAAAAAUUACGUUUCGAAGUACAAUCUUGGAAACGGUUUGCUAGUGACAAUGGUCUGAAAGUUGGAGACGCGAUUUUCUGGGAAUUAAUGGAGAGCAGUGAUGAGAAGGUGAGCUUUAAAGUUCAAAUAAUUCGAGGUGACUUCCCCAGUGAACUGCAGGCACAAGUGAAUGGUGAGACUGCGGCAACUCCAAUAUUAAUAGAAUAGAAUUCUAAAUCAUGGUUUUGAAAGUUCUAUGAAUGGUAUGCUUUUUCUG
Molecule: messenger RNA, 714 nt
Organism: Coffea eugenioides
Lineage: Eukaryota; Viridiplantae; Streptophyta; Magnoliopsida; Gentianales; Rubiaceae
Product: B3 domain-containing protein Os04g0386900-like
Exons: 4
Coding region: 120-665 (181 amino acids)
Molecular function (GO): DNA binding
Source: RefSeq, a predicted model, not a curated record